Messenger RNA from Bombina bombina (fire-bellied toad), 8875 nucleotides. It is a transcript of the gene CAMSAP3, whose product is annotated as calmodulin regulated spectrin associated protein family member 3. Gene Ontology annotation, biological process: cytoplasmic microtubule organization; neuron projection development; negative regulation of microtubule depolymerization. Bases 339 to 4271 code for a protein of 1310 amino acids. Gene Ontology annotation, cellular component: microtubule minus-end. Gene Ontology annotation, molecular function: spectrin binding; microtubule minus-end binding; calmodulin binding. NCBI's taxonomy places the organism in Eukaryota, Metazoa, Chordata, Amphibia, Anura, Bombinatoridae. The transcript is spliced from 17 exons. The record is from RefSeq and is a predicted model, not a curated record.
GCCAGUGCACCUGAGACAGCAAGAGGAAGAGAAAGCGGCCGCUAGAGAGGGGAUGCAGCAUUCCCCCUUCAAUUACUCCCCUAGAUUUUCCUCUGUGGUGCUGAAGGACAGCGCUUUGUGUGCACCCCAUUAAAACAAUAAAAGCCGCACUGUUUUUGUGGUGGACGAAUUGAGCGAUUCAUUUACUUCAAUCAGCUGCCCUUGUUAUUCUUAUCACUCAGCCUGUUUGUCUAAGCUGCUCAAUUUCCCUGCGACCCCAACGCUAUUCGAAUCCCAUUUCCCCUCCCACUGAUGGAUCUUCUGUAAUAUCAUUUAAAGGGACUAUAAGGAAUAAAAUAAUGAAAAAGAGCUUUCUGGUGCCAGAAAUUAAACCUUUGGAUGUAUAUGAUGCACAGCAGGCCAGGAUAUCUGCUUCUCUCAGCUGGCUGAUAUUCAAAUGCUAUGGAAGAGAGGUUCCUGGAGAACUGUACUCCCCCUGUUACACUGAUCAGUACGAACAAGAACAUGUGAAACCUGCUGUGAUCAGUCUCCUUCUGACGGCGGAUGUGUACUGCAGGGCGUACCAUCGCGCUUUUCCCCAUGACACUGCUCCUCCACGUGAUAAUGCUGCGCUACUGCUGUUGCUGGCACGCAAGCAGGUGGCACCAAUGUUUCAAGGCGAACAUAUUAAGCCCAGUGAUCUGAAGGAAAAGCCCAUCCGAAUGGUUGCACACCUAGCUGCGAUUGAUUCUUUGAUGACCUUGUAUUCUGCCCACUGUGCUGAGCCUCUUCUUUCUGGUGUUGACCCGGAUCUAAGUGGAGUGGAAAUUAAACUACUUGAAUGGGUGGAUAAGGUAAAUCAUGAGCUGCAGGAAGAGGUGGAAAGGGAACAGGGGCGAAAGACACUACCCGCCCCAGAUGGGCAAAACCAGGCUGGAAUACGCUAUCGAAAGGAUAAAGCUCUCUCCCGGCAAACGCCCUGCUUCACAUCGGUCUCUUCUAUGAGGGAUCUUUCAAAUGGAAGUGCGCUUGCUGCUACUAUUCACUACUACUGCCCUGCUGAGCUGAGACUUCAGGACGUCUGUUUGAAGGACACAAUGUCAGUGGCCGACAGUCUCUAUAACCUGCAGAUCGUGAGGGAAUUCUACACUCAACACCUGUUACCUUCCUGCCCUCUGUCGUUGGAGGAUCUUUUGUAUGUGCCCCCUGUCCUGAGGGUGAAUCUUGUUGCCUUCCUGGCAGACCUUUAUCUUUGCUUUGAAGUUACCAAACCAGAAGUUGUUCGACCGAAAGACAUGCAGCAGUGCGGAGAAAGUACUACUCCAUCAAGUGCGCAUAGUGGGGGGGGGUCACCUGUCUUCAAUUUCAGACAUUCAACUGGAACUCCAGGUUCUCUUCCUCACUCCUCUUCAAUGUCCCAUAUGGAAGGCUUUGGGAAGACCUGGGUAAAGAAUCCGUUAAGCAACCCUCUGUCCCAAGCAGUCUCAUUCAGUAUACCUUUUGGCUUGGACAGUGAUGUAGACAUUGUGAUGGGAAACCCUGUUAACAUCUUGCGUUCUGUAAGCUCAGAUAGCCUUACACCUCCAGUCUACCCACCGCCUUCUCCCAAACUUAUUACACGUGCUACAUACACCCCUCCUGAAGAUGCUACAGAAUUUCUUGCCCAACCACGUACCUUCAAGAAGGUACCACUUACAGCAAAGAGUCCCUCUGACCUGCAGGCACAGGAAAAAUCUGGGGUACAGACAGAUCUUCCAACAAUUGAAGAGGCUCUUCAGAUUAUUCAUAGCUCAGAGACACGACUACUUCCAGAGGGGGCACCAGAUGGAUUCUAUCUUCACUCCCCUGAGGAACCUAAGCCUUUGAAAGCAGAGGAGGUUGAAACUCCAAAUUUAGGAGUCUAUAGGACGCAUGAUGGCUCCAGGAGAUUGUCAAGAGAUGAUGAUUCUGUCCUGCGAGAUAACAGCUUGGACUCUGAUGCAGAAGAAACUAGACCAAAUCAUGACUCUAGUCGGAGCUCACUCAGCUCACAAGCUGAGUCCUGCCCUAGUUCAGGAGCAAAGAUGACAAGUUUUGCAGAACGAAAGAAGAAGUUAGAUGCUAAGGUGAGCUCAGAAGGGCCUUUGCCUUCAUCUUCGGUUAACCCUACCAAUACAACCACAUGGGCCCAGAAGGCUGAGGAGUCUCCUGUAAAGAGCCCAGCCUUGAAUUCAGAGAUGAACCAGCUUGGUGCUAGACUUGAGGAAAAAAGAAGGGCCAUUGAGGCACAGAAGAAGAGGAUUGAAGCCAUUUUUGCUAAGCAUCGUCAGCGUCUUGGGAAAAGUGCAUUUCUACAACUUAAGAGAGAGGAUGGAGAGGAGGGGGAAGAAGAAGAAGAAGAAAAAUUAUCUCCUGAUGAAGGUCUUCCAAAAGACAUAAUGAUGGAAGGAAGAAGGCAACCAUAUAGAGGAGAUGAGAAAAAUGAUGAGGCAAUGCAGGAAAUGUUGAAGAAUCGAGGAGAGAAGCAAGUUAGUUUCUCUCCAGAUGUGGCAAAGACAGGGCUAGAUGAGAAUCUUGGAGAGUAUAACCGUGCUGUGGCUAAACUAAACUCUGCAUUGACGUCCCUUCAGUCAGACAUGAAGAGACUGUCUGAUCAACAGGAUAAGCUUAUGAAAAAAGAAAGCAAAGCCUGGGUUAUACCAGCUCCUAAGUCAUCUCCUCCUCCUCACAGGUCCAGGUCCUCACCACCUGCUCGACUUACUCGGGAGAUCCAAGCUUCUCGCUCCUCUUCUCCUGGGUCCCCUGCUCAGUCACCUUCACGUAGACCUCCAAAGUCUCCCCAGCCUAUUACAAGGAGAUCUGCUCAACCUUUGCCUACUCCCCCUAAGAGCCCAAAGCAAACUAGACCUGUUGAACUUAAGAUUCCACCUCUCACCAGAGUCCUCACCCCUACUCAUAAUGUGGAUACAAUACCUCACUUGCGUAAAUUUUCACCUAGCAAAGUGCCAGUGCAAACAAAGUCAUCUAUAUACUUUUCAGACAAAGUGUCUGGUUUUGAAGAAAGUGAGGAGCCUACUUCAUCUGUUGAGGGUCAUGGAAACCAACGUCCUGUGGCUUCUGUGGUGCCUCAAAGCAGUAGUUUGGGUCCUUUGGCUGGGGAGGAUGUGGAGGGAAAAAGGAGCAGUCUGAUUGAAAUUCCACUUUCAGAUCUAAGGCCCACAGAAGACGAUGACCUAGAGGGAAUGGACUCUCUAGAGGGAACCCCUGGAGAAGAAGGGACAUUGAAUAAAGGAGUUGGAUUUUUUUUCAAGGCGGAAAAUCGAGCUGAAAGUGAGAUGGAACAGAGGCGAGCGGCCUUGCUAGAGAAGCAGCAAAAGAGAAUAGAAGAAGCAAAAAAAAGGAAACAAUGGCAAGAUGAGGAAAAAGAGAAGGAAAACAGCAAACUAAAGGAAGAACCCGUACGUCGGGAAAAUGAUGAUACCAUUACACGCCGAGGGGACUUCACAAGGAAAGAGUAUGAGCGCCGACAUCAGCUGAAAAUCAUGGAGGAUCUUGAUAAGGUCCUUCGACAGAAACCAAUGACUGUCCGAGCUGUCAAAAAACCAAGACCCAAAACAGUCUUCCAUGAUGACUCUGUUAUUUCCCGAAGUCCAGUGCGAGGCCUCCUGGGCUCAAAACUCAGUAAAGUCUACUCGCAGUCUACAAUGUCCCUUUCAACAGUUGGAAAUGACAUUGGCAGUGGAACACUGAGGAAAUCACCAAAAUCACCAAGAGCAAUGUCUCCCUCUGGUUUAAUGUCUCCAAGUCGAAGUCUUUUUACUCAAAAUGGAGAUAGAGAUUGGGAUACUGGAUCCACCGCCUCAUCGCCUGCCUCUAUCCCUGAGUAUACUGGUCCUCGUCUAUAUAAAGAACCGAGCGCUAAAUCAAACAAGUAUAUCAUACACAACGCUUUGUCUCACUGCUGCCUGGCAGGCAAGGUCAAUGAACCCCAGAAGAACAAAGUCCUAGAGGAUAUUGAGAAGAGCACAUCAAAUCACUUCUUGAUCCUGUUCCGUGACACCAGUUGCCAGUUCCGUGCUGUGUACACCUUCUCAGCUGAGAAUGAUGAACUAACUCGCUUGGCCGGCUAUGGUCCUCGUACAGUUAGCCUGGGUAUGGUGGAGACAAUCUUCAAGUACAGCUCUGAUCGCAAGCGGUUCUCUCAGAUACCCAGCAAGACAAUGUCUAUGAGUGUUGAUGCCUUCACCAUCCAAGGGCACCUAUGGCAGACCAAGAGGCCCACAACACCCAAGAAGGCAGGAACACCAAAGUGAAAACCCUCUCAACUCCAGCUAUAUACCAACUGCUGCUGCCUGGGCAUUUCAGACAAGGAUGGUGCCACCUUAUGUAAAAUCAACAAUUGGGUUAAAUUUGAUGUAAUUUUUUUUCUCACGUUACAAAUCAUGAACUGAAACAAAUUAUAACUUAGGUCAAACUCAGUGAAUCCUAAUUGAAUUUAGGUUAAUUUGAUUUAUUUUGUAUCAUAUUGUGUCUUCUCAUUGUAUUUACCCCCUUGCUUCAUGUGAUUUUUUUUCUCACCCCUUUUGGCUAGGCUUCAUGUUUGCUUGGUUACUUUGCCCACUCGGUUAUCUGUCUUCACAUUUUAGUCUUAAGCGGCUAAUGUUUCUUUUCUAUACGAUGUGCCAAGCACUGCUCAUUGCUAUUAGAUUGUUUGUCUUAUAUUCUCAUUUUUUUUCCUGCUCCUCACCAGUCUUUUCUAAUGGUGCCUUUUACUUUUUGUGCUGACGAUUAUGGGUUCUUUCAACAUUUCUUAUCGGAGCAACUGAACUAAAGUGGGUGAAGUUAGCGCUACAGAACCUAUACUUCUCUUAUGUCCCCCAUCCCCUAGCAUAUGUACAUAUACUGCCUCUUCAUAUGUGCUGCCAUGUAAAUAAGUUAGCCAGGAACUACCAGCCUGCCUUUUAGGUCCAAUACUUACAGGGACAGUCUGCUCCAGAAUUGUUAUUGUUUAAAAAGAUAAUCGCCUUAUUAACUAUUACCUAGUUAAAUUAAUAUACUUUUUACCUCUGUGAUUACUUUGUAUCCAAGUCUAUUCAGACUGGCCCCUUAAUUUCAAAUUCAGUGCUGACUCAUAAAUAACUCAAUGGGAGUGAGCACAUUAUCUAUAGGGCACACAUGAACUAGCGCUAUCUAGUUGUAAAAAAAUGAACAAAAUGCACUGAGAUAAGAGCGGCCUUCAAGGACUUAGAAAUUAGCAUAUGAGCCUACGUAGGUUUAGGUUUCAACAAAGAAUACCAUGAGAACAAAGCAAAUUUGAUGAUAAAAGUAAAUUGGAAAGUUGUUUAAAAUUGCACCUAUCUGAAUCAUGAAAGUUUAAUUUUGACUAGACUGUCCCUUUAAACAAAUCAUUCCCAUACUGCACUUUGGCCAAACAUUCUUAGUUUAUCCAAUAAUGGAAUUAAAGGUUCCCCUGCCUAUCUUGCUAAUAUAAAGCACAGUAUUGCUCAUUUAGUUGAUACUUAUGUAGCACAAUUAAAUUCAACUCUAGUAGGCUGUUGCCUUAGUGUAAAAUAACAACCAUUUCUGUUAGUUCAAUCCUAGCGUAUUAUAUGAAAAAUAUUACAGGCUGCAAAUUACACCUAAUUGGUGUAUUUUUGUUGUUAUAUAAAAUGGUUCUUUUAUUGCAUUAGAAACACAAUACAUGUGCUGUCGAAUUUCCAGCUGUGCUACCUACACAUUUACAUAUAAUUACUGCACAUUUUUUUAAUUAAGGCGCAUUGUCGAAAAAACAAACGAAACACCUUACAUGGAACGAAUGAGCGGCUCAGUGGAAUCCACUGAAUGACGUUGAUCAAAGCUGCAGUGAAAAUAUUUGACAUCAUAUGACUCUAAAGUUCAUACAGCCACAUCUCUAAGGGCUCCUUUUUGUAUGUAUGUUUAAAUAUAUAUUUUAAAUGCAGGUGCAUUUUGUGUAAAUAAAGAAUGCACGUGUGUGUGUCACCAGUGGAUUCUUGUACAGUUACACAUUGUCUACGCAUUAAUAUUUGUACUAUGUGUACAUAUGCAUUCUCUGUAUAUAUCAUGUAUGAAUGAGUACAUUAUAAUUGUGCAUUUAUUACUUACCAAUAUUAUUAAUUAAUUUAUGAACACUGCCUAUUUUUUGGCCUAAUAACUAGGGAUGCUUAAAAACCGUAUUACUAUUUAAUACAGCAUCAUCUCAGACUUUAUGUUGUCACCCUGGUUUUGCUGAAACAUUAUGGGAAAUCUCGGCACGUGUGUUUAAAACUGACUGUAAUUGCUAACAUAUAUAAAUUUGUAGUAAGGCCUGUCUUUGUCUGAAGCGGAGACAUUUAAGCACACAUUUAUAGCACUUUUUGAGUAGGCCAAAGAAAAAUAGUUUGUACUUUUAAAGGGAUAUGAGACCCCCCCCCGAUUCAGACAGAGAAUACAAUUUUAAACAACUUUCCAAUUUACUUCUAUUAUCUAAUUUGCUUCAUUCUUUAUAUAUCCUUUGUUGAAGAAAUAGCCAUGCACAUGGGUGAGACAAUCACACGAGACAUCUACGCACAGCCACCAAUCGGCAGUAACUGAUAUGCUUUUAACAAAGGAUAUCAAGAGAAUAGAUACUAUAAGUAAAUUGGAAAGUUGUUUAAAAGUGCAUGCUCUUUCUAAAUCAUGAAAGAAAAAAAAUGUGGGUUUUAUGUUCCUUUAAAGGGACAUAACAGAUCGUUAGCAACAUAUGCAAAAAUGUUUAUUUUUAAAGCCUAAAAUGAAAUAUCCACUAAUUAAAGCGACAUUAUAGUGCAAACAUUACAAGCAACAACUGCAAUGCUAAAAUUAAAGGGACAAUCCACUCAAAAUGGUUUAUUUAAAAAGGAUAAUCCCUUUAUUACCAAUUCCCUAGUUUUGCACAGCCAACACGGUUAGAUUAAUAUACUUUUUACCUCUGUGAUUACCUUGUAUCUAAGCCUCUUCUGACAGCCCCCUGAUCACAUGACAUUUAUUUAUUAUCUAUUGACUUGUAGCCAAUUAGUGCUGUGUUGUGCACAACCCACGGACGUGAGCACAAUUAUCUAUAUGGUCCACAUGAACUAGCAGUCUCCUGUUGUGAAAAGCAAAUAAAAAAGCAUGUGAUAAGAGGCUGUCUAUAGUGGCUUAGAAACAGGCAGACAUUUAGAGGUUUAAAUGUUACAAAGUUGGUUAGGCAAAGCUGCGGAAUGGGUAGUAAAGGAAUUUUCUAUCUUUUUAAACAAUAACAAUUUUGGUGUUGACUGGCCCUUUUAAGCAUGUCAUUUUUUAAUUUAUUUUUUAACUAUGUCAAUUUAAAUAUCUAAUGAGGUGCCAGAAUUACUUACCACUGCCCCUAUGCUCAUCUCUAUUGGUAUUUUAUUUAUUUUUGUUUCAAAAAUAAAUUUCUAAAAUUUUGGGAACUCUUACGUCCCUUUAAAUCCAUGCCUUUUUUUAAAAAAUAUCCUUGUUUAUUCUGUAAUAUAUUAUCUGAGAACUGCCUACAGAUAUUAUCUCUUAUUACUUAUUACUCUCAUUAAAACAUAGUGAUUAACAAAGGAAUUGAAGCAACACUGCCCAACCAUGUCCAAAAAAAAAGUGUUAUAAAAUAUUUUGUUCAGAUUUCCUUGAAAUAAAACAAUGAACUGCUUUUAUUAAGCUUUUAGCUACCUUUAAAAAAUACCACAUUAGCACAAGAGACCUGCCAGUAAUUAGAACACACCAUUUCAUUGUAGUAAAUCAAUACACAAUAGAUUUUUCCAGUAAUGAUGGUAAAUUGAAAUAGGAAUAUGAUAAAUUGCCAUUUUCCUUAAAUGUCCUAACGUUUAUUUUUACAAUAUGAUUUUGGGUUACAGGUUUUCUUAAUCAGAAACAUCUACCUGACAUCUCAGAAUAGGAGAAAAAGGCCGCAUCAGGGCAACGUUUAAAAAUAAAACCACACUUUGUUAAAAUGAAAACAUACACCAGGAGGUGAAAGAAUCUACGCGUUUCACUCCCCAAAUGGGCGCUUAGAUAAGUGGCCUUUUUCUCAUAUUCUGUUUUGUUUUGCGGCACCGUCCGGCACCACAGUAUCUCACAGAGGUUUUCCCUUUUGCUUUCAUUAACGGAUCCCGUAUGGAAGUCUGAGCGGCGUUUUUCUUCCUCUUCUACCCGACAUCUCAGUCUCGUGCUAAAUAGCCAGUUUUAUUUAUAUAUGACAGUAAACAAUGCUAUCACCUUUGCCUUUUUUGUUUAAUAUGUGGAGGGGACCCAUAAAUAACCAUAUUUUAUUGCUGUAUACAUUUUGCUUACCAUCUGCCAUUAUUUAAAACCAUUGUGUUUUUUGUUGUUGUUGUUUUUAUGUUUUAUCAUACUCCUUCAUGGAAUGUAAUUUGAAAAAUGUACUUUUAUUUGCACAGGAUGUAAUGUUAAGCAGCCCCAGUAAAAAACAAAGUAUGUUAUAAUAAUAUUUACUUUAUUAUAGGAUUUUUUUUUUCUGGUCCUACCCUUAUACCAGAAUAAUUUUAUUUAACAGGUACUUGGGUGUAUGAACAGUUGUACAGUAUCUUUUUUUUUUUUUUUAAAGUAGUUGUGCAAUUUAUAUCUGAGGAAGAUUAAUAUAUACUGCCCAUCCUUUGCUUCGCUAGUAAUGUGAGACCCACAAGUGAGUGAGUGAUUAGGCACUGGAUGCUAGUUGAAAAGCUGGACCAUGUUCUUGCAGAAUACAAGUGAUGCAGCUGCACUGUAUUUAUAAUAUUGUGACUAAAUAUUUGAUGAGUUCUAGUGGGGUCUGCUUCAGUGAGUCUGGACUUCACUGCUAAGAACAAGAGACCCCCACCAUGUAUUUAUAAUUAUACAUACAGAUUUAUUAUAAAUAUCUAUAUUAAAUGAUUUUGCAAAUAUUUGUAUAUAAAAAGAAUGAAGUACAAUG